Thyridium curvatum is the source of this 2397-nucleotide messenger RNA. RefSeq lists its product as uncharacterized. The transcript has 5 exons. The coding region runs from base 1 to 2397 and encodes 798 amino acids. The record is from RefSeq and is a predicted model, not a curated record. Lineage: Eukaryota; Fungi; Ascomycota; Sordariomycetes; Thyridiales; Thyridiaceae.
AUGGACUCGUUCCACGGACGCUUCAACGGGAAAUCUCACCAUGGACAAGUUCCGGCCAUAUUCCACCGGCAUGGAAAGCUCACAAUGGCUCCAGCUGAUAGAGAAGAGUUCUUGAGGGCUGAGAAUCAGACGAGUCGUGGUCAUACGGCGGCACUCAAUCAGCCGGAUGAUACUGCGCAGUUUGCAUGUUCCGUGUAUGACUGUGUGCUCGAGUUACAUAUCACAGAUCAGGGCAACCAUCUAGAGACGAGCCAUCCUGAAGCACUUGUCAAGCGAUGUCGCUACCAGUGCAGAAGACAGCGAGCACUCGAUUUGAUUACAAAGGCCAUCAAGGGAUGGUCAGCACAUGGGGCCAGCGCAUUGGAAAAGGAACAACACUUCGGUGAAUUAGAUGGGUUUGUAUUUCUGGAGCAUUCAUUCACAGCCGCCAAACUCCUCAUUAGAGCCGAAGGAUCUCCUUAUCUCGUGUCAGAACUGGCUGAGCAGAUUGGCUGGAUCGCUUCGGCCCUACAGAGCUCGCCUUACUCGUCGGAGAUAGCUACCAUCUAUCCGGUGCUACAUACACGUAUGUUAGACAAGCCAUUCUUCAGGAGUUCUGCAAUGUUUGAACCUCGAGCUCGACAGGUCGCGCUGCGCGCAAACAUGUACUUUGUCACAGAAAGGUACCUGAACCAUCAAUCUCCGAGGAAUGGACAGUGCUGGCACAAGCUAUUCAAGAAUCCAGUGGUUGUUACUGGCUACCCAGUCCAGGUCAGACCAGCGCUUGAGCCAGGCACUGGCCUUGAGAUUCCUUUGGAUGUUCUGAUGGCAUUGGUCGAUUCGACUGGGAUCGAAAAGUUCAACGAAAUGAACUUAAUCAAAGGCUUUAGCGCUAUUUUGGUUCCAACUCGGAAGGUUCAGGAUAUAGUCCUGUGGCAUAUGUGGUACAAUGAGAAUCAUGAGAGAAUCUCGUACACCGAUGCUCGUAUAGGAGAGUUUGAGUACGUUACUGAAGCGGAGCUUAAUUCCUCCCGUCACAUCGUGGGAUGGUGUUCUCGUGCCCGGAAUCAUACAGGAUCGCCAAACGCCAACUAUGACAUCAAGUGGUCUGGACUAGGUUGCCCACGUGACCGUCAUGUAUGGGAGAAGGUUGUCGUUUCGGCCGGCUCAGAGAACGCCAUAACUGUCAGCACAUCCUUUGUCCUGAGCAAGAAGGACAAAUCGAUAGUAUCGAGCCCCCUGCAAGGAUAUCGAUCUCGCUUGACUUUUAUGUCCAAGCAGUACGUUCUGCUCUAUGAUGUGGCAGAUCGCAGGGCGUGGCUGGUUGACGGCCUCAGCGCGCUGCUCCAUCUCGUACGGGCAUCUUUGAAGUCAGAACACUCAGCAAUCCCUGGUGUCCUGAGUCACCACAUGAAGCAGAUAAAAGAGGCCGAUCCUUGCCUUCAAGGUGCUGAAGCAGCUGCAUCUGUGCUUCUCAACGCGGACAAUUGCGCAACUCAACUGUAUCUCGAUGAGGAAGAGUUGUGGGAAGAGGAGGUCGAAACUCGCAAUUCUCGCGGGGAGACAGUCAGGGAAAGUUUCGCCAAAAAGAAGAAAAAGUUCUACUGCUUUAGGGAUAGGGUCCUUGAUAUCUAUUCACUUAUGGAAAAGGUAGUAGAUCAUCUCAGCGAUCUACGCUCGGAAAAUGGGGUCGGUUUUCGAUUUCGUGGCACUCCGCGAAACCUAUUACAGGGCUUUGAUUUCCAGGACCUUGCCACGUGCCAGACACCUCUGAGACCUCAUACUGUCAAGCUCUCACUCCAGGGCUCUGGGCGGGGCUGGAUCGACUUGGCAAGGUCGUUACAGGCGAUAACGUUGUUUGGAAAAGAUUUCGGAGAUCUGAUCACACCUAAAAAUCCCCCUUUUGUUCAGGGCUGCGACGGUUGCGGCUUCGGUACCAGCCUCCCCAAGAACAAGGAGUAUAUGGGUGUAUGCGUAAACCUCUUGGAGAGAAUCAUCAAUGCUCGGGGGAGUAUCGAUUCCGUUCCCUGGAGGCUAGCGGACGAUAUCUACUGGCACACUCCGGGUCAGGUCUUUGAGUCCUGUCAAUGUCGAAAAGGAGGCUUGUUCAAUCACACCCGGAAAACCGACAGAGCACAAGUUCUUCUCCCGUCCAAAAAUCCGCAUAUUUGGGCCCGAAGCUUCAACAUUCCGGGUUCUUUCGAGAGUGGUGGCGCGGUCUACUUCUGCCAGGUGUGGAAAUUCCCGUUCCGCCUUUCGCAUCAGAUGGAACUUCGACCCUUGCCGCAAGAUGCCAACAUCGGAGCCCAGGCAGACGGGGCGGCUAAGGCCACAAUUAGUGUCCCAGCAUUACCCCUGGAGAAGUGUCGAAACAAGGAGACAGGGGCCCAAGCUGGUCCGGAAGACAUCAUGAGUUAA